Molecule: messenger RNA, 771 nt
Organism: Leptonychotes weddellii (Weddell seal)
Lineage: Eukaryota; Metazoa; Chordata; Mammalia; Carnivora; Phocidae
Source: RefSeq, a predicted model, not a curated record
CGCCGAGGGAGGCUGCGUCGGCGCGGCGGCUGUGGGGCAGAGAGCAGGCCGCCCAGGCCCGCCCGCAGCCGCUCAGGGAUGGAGGUCCUGGACGAGUUCGACAGCGAGUUCCCCCAGAGUGUGACCUUCUGCCAGCUCAUCUCCGAGGAGGACUUCGAGAGGCAGGCGGCCACCUACACGGAGCGCGCGCUGCGCCGCCUCUUCCGCAGCAUCGACCGCAACCCCGCGCUGGCCGAGAGGGUGGUGCGCAAGGGCAAGCUGGCCGAGUACGAGGGGCGCGGGCUCCUCUCCUUCCUCUGGGCAAAGUUCUUCUGUGCGGUUCAGGGGGAGCUGAAUUGUUGCAACAGCAUGGGUGCCCUGGAGAUGCACCAGCGCCUGGAGCAGCUGAAGAGGAGCAUUCACCGCGUGCACCUCUACUCUCAGGAUGCCAAGAAGAAGAGAAGAAAGCCAAAGCCGAAGAAACCAGAACCCGUCCUCUUGCAAGACCACUCAACUUCCCCAUGCCUGCCACCAGCCCUGCUGCCACCUCCACCGCUGCCGUCACCUGCCACCACCAUGGCCUCCGUGGUGGCCCCAUCACCCCCUGUCUACACCAUGCCUCGGGUCUUUGGCUCCUUCCCUCCGCUGCCCAGCAAGUCGAUGGAGAACUUGGAGGUUGCAAGACACAUGGUUGAUCUGACCCCCUUGGUCCUCAACCCCGGAGGCUUCCAUUUCUCGUACCUGGCUGGAAACAGUGCACACAAGCUCCGUUGCCCUGGCUUCCCCUGGUAA